Messenger RNA from Caenorhabditis auriculariae, 2223 nucleotides. Lineage: Eukaryota; Metazoa; Nematoda; Chromadorea; Rhabditida; Rhabditidae. The record is from the annotation of a GenBank genome assembly.
AUGUCUGACGACACGGUACAUAGGUCAGAUAGCCCUAAUCACGGCGACAAACAAAUGCCAACUUCCUCAACUGUACAAACGAGAGGCCACUUGGCAAUGGAGCACCUUGUGUCACACUGAAAAGAAGCCCGUUUUGAUUCGAUUCGAUUACUUGCGAUGCUUGUUUUACACUGAAUACUUUCACUCCACUAUGCAGUUAUUCGAGAUGGUAUGAGACGAGACCGAGAUAGAUGAUGGUAUAGGCCAUUUCGCGCUAGCUUGUCACGUUUUUCUUUCCGUCAAAAGGCCAGGGUAAAUUUGACCAAAUUUCGCUUCAAGACCUUUGUUUCUUGCCGUUAUAAACGCAGAAAUUUGAUCUGAUUUGGUAUACGGUCUUUUUGGCGGAAAGAAAAACGUGACAAGCUGGCGCGGAAUAGGCUAUAUCAGUCUGCAGACAAAACAAGAGAAAGAGGAGAAAAAGGUUAGGCAAUGAGAACCUGGAUGGAAGGCCGGAAAUUUAGAAAAAAAAAAUGAGAAAAUUGGAAAGUUGUUUCAGAGUAGAGAUGAAUAAACAUUAUCCUUACAAAAAAAUCCAUAAGAAAAAUGUUGCUUCAUCGGAAAACUUUGGCUCUAAAAUCUUGUACCAGUAUGAUAAAAUUUAAGGCGAAUAAUUGACAACUUCAAAAAUAUUCAAUGUCAUUUGAGAAGAAAUAAUCAACUAUCUAUAAAUCGGACUAAAUGGGAUCAAACUCAUUAAUAUUCUAAUCAAAGUAAUUAUUCAAACAUCAAAAAAGUUAGGAACCUUGCAAACAAUUGAAAUCAGAACACCUCAAAAAACUGAACCUUAAAAAGUUAUGGGGUUAAUAUAUCAGUUUUUCUUAAUAUUUCGACUUUGAAAUGAGGUUCAUGGCCAUAUUCUUGGGAGUUCAUUGUCAGACGGGAGAUGCACAACCUCAAUAUAUUUCAAGGUCAAUUGCCGCAUUCGAGAAAAAGAGAAAGAAAAUUACUUAUUUUACUAGGUCGAACUCCUGAGCUCCAAGGAAAAAUCAAACUAAGCUCACUAUAUGAACAACUGUUCCAAAAAACUAUAGCCAAUGGUUAUGCCGAUGGUACAACGCUAAGUUUUUUUUCUUAGAGAGACAAAAGCGAUCCAUCACGUUCUUCGCACAAUUUGGAACUUGAUGGAUCAUCUCACCUUUCUCUACCGCCUUUCGUGCUGCACUAACUCUUGGGAAACUCGCUUUUUUUUUAAUCAUAUCAUAGGUUUGACUGGAUGGCGCGAAACGUGUGUGUAAAAAAAGUGUAGCGCCCUGGGGCGGAUAACCGUUCAAAUGUUCCUUGUUGAUUGCUGACGUCAGUUUUUUUGCAGAAGUCGUUUUUAAUACGCUCUCUAAUUGAGAUCAAAAAAACAUUUCAGCUUAUUGCAGAAAUAUCGCUUUCACGAGAUGUGUUCGGGAGAAGUCUUCUAGGCUAUUAAAACAAGAAUCCGAAUUUCUGAAAAUAUCCAAACGUUCAGAGAAACAUCUUCGUUGUUAAUUAAGAUUAAAUUUUCGAAAGUGGGAUUUUCUGGAACACAGUUUUAUCAGCUAAUACUUCAAAAACAAAUUUUUUAAAGGAAAGCUUGUUCCACACAGACCCCACAUGCCCAAAACUUGAGCUCAGAGAAAAAGCAAAAUUCGUAAAAUUUUUACUUUCCUUUUUUGCCCUCCCCUUACAGUACAACUUUCUUAUAAAAAAUUCAAUCUUCCGGAAGUUUUUUGGAGUUGUCACGACUGUUAUUUUUACCACUCUGAUGAAGUUCCCGUUCAUAGGAAAGAAACAAGAACUUCAAAAACUUGCAAGAUUGAAUUCCCCGCAAGAUGACCAAAAUCGCGUUUUCUGACGGUAAUUUCCCACAGUUAUUCAAGAUGGCAAACGGAACAAUUUUAUUAAAGUGAAAAAAAUCAGAAAAAUGAAUAGCUGAGUUGUUCUUGAAACAGAAAUUGAGUUCUUCAAACGCGCUAUUAUUUCUCUUAAAACUAGACCACACUAAAUUUUUAUUCUUUCUUUCAGACAAGCUCCGUUGACCUUUCCGAUUCUUGUCGCUUUGAUCACCCUGACGUCGCCUACACAUCAUCGACUACAGCCAAAUAUGAUCGGCUACACCUUUCCAUAGGAAAACCGACUGAUUACUCGACGAGACCGGCGGGUGGCGACAAUGGAGCCGCCGAGGACGGCAUCGUGUCUCCGCGGAAAUUCACUUAG